Molecule: messenger RNA, 2255 nt
Organism: Gavialis gangeticus (Gharial)
Lineage: Eukaryota; Metazoa; Chordata; Crocodylia; Gavialidae
Gene: SNX8
Product: sorting nexin 8
Exons: 11
Coding region: 117-1355 (412 amino acids)
Biological process (GO): retrograde transport, endosome to Golgi
Molecular function (GO): phosphatidylinositol binding
Source: RefSeq, a predicted model, not a curated record
GAUUUACAGCGCCUUUUUCAGGAACAUAACCCGCUGUAAGUGCGAGAACUUGCCUGUAUUACGAAGAGUUGACAACGUCUCCAGUCAGCGAGCCAAGGAAACCGGAGCAGCUUCUCAUGCAGACACCCCCAGGGAACCCGCUGAUGCUCUCCCACACCCUACAAGAGCUGUUGAGUAAAGACAUUGUGCAGGUGGAGCUUAUACCGGAGAAGAAGGGCCUCUUUCUGAAACAUGUGGAGUAUGAGGUUUCCAGCAAGCGCUUCAAAUGCUCGGUGUACAGGCGAUACAAUGACUUUGUCGUGUUUCACGAGAUGCUGCUUCAGAAAUUUCCAUAUCGUAUGGUUCCGGCACUUCCACCGAAGAGAAUGCUGGGAGCCGACCGAGAAUUCAUCGAGUCUAGGCGGAGGGCUCUGAAGCGGUUCAUCAACCUGGUGGCUCGGCAUCCUCCCUUCUCAGAAGAUGUGCUCCUGAAGCUGUUCCUCUCCUUCAGUGGCUCAGAUGUGCAGAACAAGCUGAGGGAGUUGGUCCAGGGACUUGGAGAUGAGUUCAUGACUUGCAAACUAGCGACCCAGGCUAAGGACUUCCUCCCAGCUGACAUCCAGGCCCAGUUUGCUGCCAGUAGGGAGCUUAUCAGAAAUAUUUAUAACAGCUUCUAUAAACUGCGGGAUCGUGCUGAGCGAAUAGCCUCCCGGGCUAUUGAUAAUGCUUCGGAUCUUCUCAUAUUUGGAAAAGAGCUAAGUGCAUUAGGCUCGGAUACUACACCACUCCCUUCCUGGGCUGCUCUGAACAACAGCACGUGGGGGACUCUGAAACAGGCCUUGAAAGGCCUGUCUGUUGAAUUUGCACUGCUGGCUGAUAAAGCUGCACAGCAGGGUAAACAGGAAGAGAAUGAUGUGGUGGAGAAGCUGAACCUUUUCCUGGAUUUACUCCAGUCCUAUAAAGAUCUGUGUGAGAGGCAUGAGAAGGGAGUCCUGCACAAGCACCAGCGAGCCUUGCACAAAUACAGCAUGAUGAAGAAGCAGAUGAUGAGCGCCACCGUGCAGAACAAGGAGCCGGAGUCCGUGGAACAGCUGGAGUCGCGCAUUGUGGAGCAAGAGAAUGCCAUCCUGACCAUGGAACUGCGCAAUUACUUUUCUUUGUACUGCCUGCACCAGGAGACGCAGCUGAUCCAUAUCUACUUGCCUCUCACUUCUCAUAUCCUGGGGGCAUUUGUCAACUCCCAGAUCCAGGGCCAUAAAGAGAUGAGUAAAGUCUGGAACGAACUGAAGCCGAAGCUGAGCUGCCUCUUUGUAGGACCCACCAAUGUGCAGGCACCUCCAUUAUCAUCCCCAGAGGACAAUUUAUUCUCUAGCUAAUUCUCAGAAUUGCAUGGAAGAAGGUGAAGUGCGGUUAGUGGUCACCCUGCUCCUCUAUCUUCAGAUCUUUAAAAGAUUCCUCCAAACAGCUAUUUUUUUUUUUUUUAAAUAUUGCUGCUUCAAGCUGCUCUUUGGAUUAGAUGGACUGGAAACAGGGCAGCAUAUACAGAGAAAAAGACAGUAUUUUAAUCUUUCGUUCUAUUUUUGAAGUGCUUUGGAGCAGGGCUGAGAUUCAUUUCCCCCAGCUGCCCUUUUCCUAAGGAUAGGAAAUGUCCUGAUAUACCGAGCACUGCAGGUCUUCUGUUGUAGUUGUCCUGUGCUUCUCCUACUAACUAGCCUCUUGCAGUACACAUCUGCACAUGUGCUGGUAAACCUCCAGGCUGCCGAUUUUUAUGCACAGGACUUGUGGAGAAUCCACGUGUAAAAUUCACUCUCUUCAGAGUACGGCCCAAGUCUAGUGGUCUUUGGAGGAGAGCUGAAGGCUAGGCCCCUGGGCCACUCAUAGGCAUUGGAUUUUCCUUCUUGCUUGAUCCAAAUGCAUGAAAGCUCCUGGUUGGGGAUCCCAGCCUUGCUCAGUGGUGGGGGUCAGCGUGGUGCAUUUAGUUUGGGGUUUUUUGUUGGUUUGGGGGGGGAGGGUUGGGGGGAGGCUAAAUACUGGAUGGAAGUAGGAGGGGGUCUCACGGGAGGGCAUUGGGCAGUGCUUCCUCAUGUGUGACAGGUUGCUGUCCAGCAAGUCUUUUAGUCACAGUUUUCCAAGAGAAUCAAACUGCUACACAGAAGAAUAACUGGUUUAAAUGCCGAUACACUCCUUAGUAGGGGAAAACUUUUUGUAGGUUGGAUGAGGGGCAGCUGUUGGUGGAUGUUUUUCUCUUGGGGUGGGCUGGCAUCCAUUCAGUGGUG